Molecule: messenger RNA, 4395 nt
Organism: Aplosporella prunicola CBS 121167
Lineage: Eukaryota; Fungi; Ascomycota; Dothideomycetes; Botryosphaeriales; Aplosporellaceae
Exons: 4
Coding region: 1-4347 (1448 amino acids)
Source: RefSeq, a predicted model, not a curated record
AUGCAACAGGCGAGCAGCAAGCACUGCUUCUUGGAAAUCAUUCUACUGGAAACUCUAGCCAAAGAUCUGGACCAGAAGAAUCUUCCGGGUUUGAAUCGGUGUGCAGUAUCAGUGUUGGAAACCACAGCGACCGCAGUGAAUCCCGCGGCAACUUGGGCACUGGUGCAAGAAACAUCGAAGACAGUACUUCUGGUAAGUCAAUUGACCGAUUCUUCUGUUCUUAAGAAGCUUACACUCUUAGACAUUAAUUCGAACACUCAAAAAACACCACUGGGCUUUGACCGCCACUAUACCCCUACAUGGAUCCCAUAUACACUCCGGUGGCCUUUCCUUUUCAGUCUAUCUAUUACGAUGCUUACACUGUCCUUCCUGGUCAUCCUCAUAUACUGGUACUCUUCCACCCACCAAGGGUUGACUCGCGAUAACGGCUCUUCCACCCUCUUUUUUAUAUGGCGAUUCUUGCCGUCCGUACUUGCUGUCCUAUAUACACAACUAACGGCUAUGCUUCUCAAUGACGUAAAGAGAACCGAGCCAUACGCACGACUGGCGGGACCAGGAGGUUCAACUGCAUCAUCAGGGAUACUACAAGCACCUGGUGCUUGGUGGAACGCACUAUCUGACGGCUUGUCGAAGAAGAAAAACGGUGCCUCCGGCUCCAAGGGCUGGGUGAUGGUGUGUAGUGCGUGCAUUAAUAUCCUUAGCUUCCUAACAAUCUCCCCUCUGACUUCUUCGUUACUGGAGUCGAAAACUAUGGCUGUUACGAAAGAACACGAGUUCACCCGCAUGGUGCCCAAGAAAGAUACUCCGAUCCCUAUCCAUACAGGGAGAGAUACUUACCUACGAACGAUCGGUCACAUCUUACAAAACACCUCUACCUCGGCUUGGGUAACGGAUAACUACACACUGCUUCCCUUCUGGCCUUCGGAAAUUCAAAGCAGCCCAUUGGGUCCUUCACUAUCCGCUUCACCUCAGACUUGGCACGCCGAGACACUUGUGCUGAGUACCGAACUGAACUGCGAACGUAUGUCCCUUUACGACAAGAACAUGUCCUGGAUUACAUAUCCUACUCUAAGCACCACCUAUGACACAGAAGUCUCGAGAAGUUUUGCAACAGUCAAGCUGGCAACAGAUAACGACUGCACUUAUGGCCUGGGUCUGACGACAGAUAUGGAGCUAAUCAUUGGAGGCACUACAUGGUUUAGCUUUCCAACGGCUUACUUGCCAAUUCAGUGGGGCGAAAACUCCUUCUGUUCCACAGUGGAGAGCGUUUCUCUGGAAAAUGGACCAAAUACCACAUUUUUACCUGACGUUAAUAUCUCGGCGGAAGUGUGCGAAACAGAGUACUACAUGGCGAACAUGGAAGUCACUGCAUCUUCAACAUCAGGGGAAGAAACCAAAACCAGUUUCGACAAGGACGAAUUUCGAACUAAACGGGUACCACUACCAGAUAGCCUUCUAAAUACUCAUGACCUACGAAACUUAACUCUAAAUGACGACUGGAAGAUUUACGUCCAAGGGCCUUCUCACAACUCUCGUCCUUACGCCCAGGGGCUUUCUUUUUUGCUUGCAGCUGUAUACGACUUCAACAUGACGGCCAUGGUAUCCGACAGCAACAUCGCCGCUGAAGCUGCUCGAAUAAAACAACGAUUUUUGGGCGAAGUGUUGCAAUCAUCUCUUGGCCAAAAGGACGCGUCGGAUGAAGAAAAUUUUACAGGUCACAUUACGAUGAUCGAGAAAAGAAUCACUGUGACAAAGGGAAUUGCUAUUGCAUUAGCGACACUUCUGUUUCUCUCUUUCUGUUUGUCGCUAUUCUUAUGGAAAUUGGCGGGUGUCCGGUUCAGGCCUCUAAACCUGCGGCUAGAUCCUGCAACAGUGAUAGGCACGUCAUCACUGGUUGCGCAGGAGACGGAUAUACGGCUAGGUCUACGUGACCUUGAUCAAUCCUCUCAUGCCGAGAUAAGUCAGAAAUUACUGGGAAAACAACACUUUACUCUUCCAAGCGGAUUAUAUGAAGAUUCUACCAAAUCAACCACGCCCGAUUCGUCGCGUUUAAACUCCCCUUCCAAAUCCAAAUGGAGGCCUACAGUUCUUAGAGCAUGGACUGUAGCGGCAUUGCUCCUGUUCCUCCUUGCUAUUACAACAGCAGUCAUUGUAUUGCAAAGCUUUGCAGAACGGUCUCUUCUUUAUAACACUGCUUUUGUUCACGAGUCACGCGUCCCAAUCAUCAACAGGACCAUCCCAGCUGCAUCAUAUUUCUCUAUUGCAUCGACCCUACUGGCUGUUGCGGUUGGUCUAUGGUGGGGUGCUAUAGAUGCAGUUUCCCGUCGUUUGCAGCCUUAUCUUUCUAUGGCCCAAGGACCGAAACCUAUUUCCCAAGGAGCUGGCUUAACCUACCAAUCUUCAUAUUGGCUCUGGGCAGUUUUCAAAGCAGCUUUCAAUAAGCACUGGCUUCUCGCACUAGUUACGUUGGGGACCUCGCUUUGCCCACUUCUAACAAUCUCCAUGUCCACACUGUUCCAGCUUGAACAGAACCACCUGGUCCAUUCUGCAACGAUAAACAGGAGCUUUGGGUUACGGCAACUUCCAUUUCUUUAUACCACCACUGCAAUGGAAUCAAUGGUCGACUCUGAAACAUACGCCGGUCCCACACAUACUGCAGAAAUACUAGCCCAGGUGUUCACGAACCCAACUACAAAUUGGUUAUAUAGUGCUACGAUCCAAUUGUCCCUCAACGGAUCACAGCCUCCCUGGAGCUUAGAUGGCUGGAGUUUUGUACCGCUCAAUUUAACAGGACUUUCGGACGGAAUCCAAAAUAUUGGCAACGACACUAUUGAGAAUAAUUUCCGCUUCUCUACCAAUGCCUCCUUCUCUACACCAGCUAUCAGAGGCCGGCUUGAAUGCAGUCCUUAUCAGGGCUUGGACAAUACCUCCGCAUGGAUGAGAAAGUGGGAUUUGACAAAUUCCUCGACCUGGAACCAAAGCACAGUCCCAAAAGGCGCAACGACCGGAUACGAACUUGGCACAGAAGCACAUGAUCCAUUCAGCAACAACUUCUUCGACACGUCCUUCCUCGCCAAUCCUUCACGGCCGAGAUGCUGUGUAAACGGAACGUCCGAUGGUACACCAAAAGGUCCGGCUGCCCUGGGUUACUGGUCACCCGCUGACCCCAUGACUUUCCCUUACCCGAGUGAUCCAUGGCCAAGAAAUUUCACCACGAAAUGGAUUUAUGGCAAGUUGCACUCGGCACGGAUGAGGCAUCCCGAUAGCGACUACGAACUUUCCGACAGAAAACAUUGGAUAUACACUGAGGUACCUUCGAUACAGGCUCUAAACUGCAUGCCAAUUAUCGAAACAGCUACAAGCCAUAUCACAGUAGAUCUGAAUACUGGUCAAGUGAAAUCAUUCAACAUCACGGACACACCAAUUGUCGACACUGUCGCAUGGUCGGCUGGCCUCGUUGGCCGCGAACUGCAUAGUGGACUCGUCAACGACGUGUUCAAAUCGGAAUACAAUGUGACUGCAAGCUACGGCGUCCUCUUCCUCCUGUCACUCCUCGAGGCUGCCGAUAUAAACAUGGUCGGAGGCUACGACAUAACCUUUGGUUACAUAGAGGAAAACAUAGACGACGACACAUUCAACUUCCGUGACAGGGACAACGGUUUAAACCUCGACUUUAUGACAUACUCGAUGUACAAACAAGCAAACGAAGACCCGAAAGCUCUUCUCGACGAGAAGACUAUGGAGAGCUUGGUUCAGAGAACCUUUGCGACCUUUUUCCAGCACUUCGUCAGCAGCAACAUGUCGCUAGAAACAGGGGGCUGGGCCUACCAGGCUGUCAACACCGGCUUGUCGCCGGGCUUGGCCGCCUUCUACAACGUUAGUGUCGAGGAAGGCGAGACACGCUUCCGGAAUGAGCUUCACCCGGUCCCAGACACCGACCAAACGGUUACCAUACAGAUUUCUACUCCGAUAGAACUAUUGCGUAUGAACCCUAUCGCGGUAUGGCUCAGUGUUUCAAUAAUCGGCUGGCUCAUUGCGACGGUGAUAGUUGUCGCCGCAAUACAGCGGAUCCAUCUCAAGAGGUUGAUAAGGGAUGUCGAAUGCAUAGCGGACGUUCUUGUCCUCGUUGCUGGAAGCGACAAACUCCUUCGGCUGCUUCGAGGUAGGGACUGGAAAGAUCUGGAGAGCGACGACCGUAUAAUGACCACGUUAGGCACCUUCGAGGACAGUGACGGAGAAAACCGAUGGGGUAUAGAGGUGGUUAAUGAGACUGAUGAAAACGAUGAGAGCCUGAGAAAGAGGACGAGGCGCAAGUGGUCGCUGUUUAGAAGCUGCGGGGAAGAUUGAUGUUUUGUAUUGGUAUUUAAUUAGUAGGGCGAUCUGAUCUUCCACAUU